Durio zibethinus is the source of this 3745-nucleotide messenger RNA. The record is from RefSeq and is a predicted model, not a curated record. Lineage: Eukaryota; Viridiplantae; Streptophyta; Magnoliopsida; Malvales; Malvaceae.
AUCAGUCUAUGACUUUUUAAAAAAUCAAUAGCAUCUGCUGAUGUGAUUCCAGGUGGCACUUCACCAACUCAGGAGACCUUGAAAGCAUUGAUUUAUGGCACUGGUUUAUCCUUUGUCACUAAUCCAUGCUUCAAAAGAGGUGGCACACCUGAUAUUCUCUUCAUUGAGGCCAUACAAGUUGAAUGUUCCAGAAGCAUCAAGAGAUAGGUGCUUGGGUACUGCAGUUGAGGUUGCUCUGACUAUUAUUCAAGGGCCAUCUGCAGACAUGUCUCCAGGUAUAGUUAAAGGCCAGGAGGUAUUAGCAGAAUCAUUGUGUGUGCUGGUGGACCGAAUACUUAUGGCCCUUGAUCCGUCCUUCAUUCUUAUACUCUUCCUAAUUAUCCUCAUAAGGAAAAGACAGCAAUGAAAUGGAUGGAGCAUCUUGGUUGAGAGGCUCAUCAACAUAACACAGUGGUGGACAUUCUCUGUGCUGGAACUUGCCCUGUACGGGUUCCUGUGCUGCAGCCUCUUACAAAAGCUUCAAGGGGUGUUUUGUUCUUCAUGAUGACUUUGGUGAAGCCUUUGGUGUGAACUUGCAGAAGGCAUCUGCAAGGGUAGCUGGUUCGCAUGGUUUGUUGGAGAUACGCUGUUCUGAUGAUAUUCUUGUUACUCAGGUCGUGGGUCCUGGUGAAGAGGCACAUAUUGACACCCAUGAAACCUUUUAAAAUUAUAUUUCUCUUUAUAUUCAAAUGCUGAGUGUUGAAAAAACACAAUGCUUCUCGAUAUUGAUGGAGCAUAAACAUGACAUCAAGAGUGAUUUUGUAAUUUUCCAGUUUGCCAUUCAAUACUUAAAUGUUUAUCAAGUUGAUAUAGUUAGAGUGAUUACUAUCAGAUUGCCAACUGUGGAUAGUGUUUCAGCCUAUCUUCAAAGUGUUCAAGAUGAGGUGGCUACAGUCCUAGUUGCCAAGAGGACUCUUUUGCGAGCAAAUAGUUAUUAUGAAGCAAUUGAUAUGCAAACAACAUUAGAUGAAGGAGUUAAAGACAUUGGUUUAAAGUUUGGGUCCCAAAUGCCAAAUUCAAAGCAAUAUCGGUUCCCAAAGGAAAUCUCUUUACUACCAAAGCUUCUAUUCCAUCUUAGGAGGCGCCCACUGUUGGGAAGUAUAGUUGGUCACGAGGAUGGGAAGUCUGUACUUUGGAAUUUGUUUUUGAAUGCAUCCUUUGAUCUUUCACUUCGCAUGGUGGCCCCUUGCUGUCUGAUGCACCGGGAAGGAGGCACUUUUGAAGAAUUGCCUGCUUAUGAUCUUGCCAUGCAGUCUGAUACUGCUGUUGUUCUAGACCAUGGGAAUAAUAUUGAACAUCUUCCUGUCAACUGCUGGCUUCAGGGUGCUGAACUUGCAGCUGAUGAAGGACGAAAUGCAGCAGCUUUGGCAGCUUGUAGAACAUUGGCAGAAGAGCUCACAGAGUUACAAUUUCCAGCACCUCGGAUCCUUGCUUUCAAGGAGGGGAGCUCUGAGUCUCGAUAUUUUGUUUCUCGGCUGAUACCAGCACACAAGGAUCCUCCUUACAAACAGGAGGCAAAUUUCCACAGCUCCAAACACUUGACAACAGAACAGUGGACAAAACUGAAAAGCAGUUUUGUUCAUUUUGAUGAUCCCAGCUUCUGUGAAUGGAUUCGGAAUUUGAAAGUAGUGCCACCAGAAAAAAGAAGAAGUUGCAGGCGCUGGGAUUUGAACAUAGACCUGCUGGGUGUGAUUGAAGUUGAUGAUAUGGCUGGAGUGGAGCAGAGGCAGAACAAGUCUGGAGGUGGUAAGUAUUUUUUUUGCUCAGGAGGGAAAAAGAAGGAAGUGAAGAAGGAGACUGGUUUGGGUCUCUCCUUUACCAAGGAUGAGAAUUUCGGGGAGUGGUACUCUGAGGUUGUUGUCAAUGGUGAAAUGAUUGAGUACUAUGACAUUUCUGGCUGUUAUAUUCUGAGGCCAUGGGCAAUUUCAAUUUGGGAGAUCAUGCAAACAUUCUUUGAUGCUGAAAUCAAGAAAAUGAAAGUCAAGAACUGCUAUUUCCCUCUCUUUGUAUCUCCAGGCGUUUUGCAAAAGGAGAAGGAUCAUAUUGAGGGUUUUGCUCCAGAGGUUGCUUGGGUGACCAAAUCUGGGGAGUCUGAGUUAGAGGUGCCAAUUGCAAUCCGCCCAACUAGUGAGACAGUUAUGUAUCCCUAUUAUUCUAAGUGGAUUAGAGGACACCGUGACUUGCCUUUGAAACUUAACCAGUGGUGCAAUGUCGUUCGAUGGGAAUUUAGCAAUCCCACACCAUUUAUCAGGAGUCGUGAAUUUCUAUGGCAGGAAGGGCAUACUGCCUUUGCAACAAAGGAAGAGGCAGACACAGAGGUUCUUCAAAUAUUGGAACUGUACCGAUGUAUAUAUGAAGAAUUCUUGGCUAUUCCUGUUACAAAAGGCAGGAAGAGUGAACUAGAGACGUUUGCUGGUGGACUUUACACAACUAGUGUCGAGGCAUUUAUUCCAAACACUGGGCGUGGUAUUCAAGGUGCAACCUCCCAUUGUCUGGGCCAAAACUUUGCAAAAAUGUUUGAGAUAAACUUUGAAAAUGAAAAGGGAGAGAAGGGUAUGGUCUGGCAGAAUUCCUGGGCGUAUAGUACUCGAACGAUUGGGGUAAUGGUUAUGGUUCAUGGGGAUGACAAAGGUUUAGUGCUGCCUCCAAAAGUAGCAGCUUUGCAACUUAUUGUGAUUCCUGUGCCUUACAAAGAUGCAGAUACUCAAGGUAUUUUUGAUGCUUGUGUUGCCACUGUGGCAACCCUCUCAGAUGCUGGCAUUCGUGCUGAAGCUGAUCUUAGAGAUAACUACUCACCUGGUUGGAAGUAUUCAAACUGGGAAAUGAAAGGUGUUCCCCUAAGGAUUGAAAUAGGACCUAGAGACUUAGCAAAUAAUCAGGUACGUGCAGUUCGCCGUGACAAUGGAGCAAAAACUGAUAUCUCAAGAGUCUUUUUGGUUGAACAAGUAAAAGGAAUGUUGGAUAAGAUUCAACAGAACCUGUUUGACGUUGCAAAACAAAAACGAGAUGCCUGUGUUGAAGUUUUAAAAACUUGGGAAGAGUUUGUAACAGCUCUUGGGCAAAAGAAACUGAUCUUAGCUCCUUGGUGUGAUGAGGAGGAUGUGGAGAAAGACGUGAAAGCACGAACGAAGGGUGAUAUGGGAGCAGCUAAGUCUCUUUGUACCCCGUUUGAACAGCCUGAACUCCCAGAAGGUACUAAAUGCUUUGCCUCUGGGAAGCCUGCAAAGAAAUGGACCUAUUGGGGUAGAAGUUACUAAGAUUAUUCUCUUUUUAUGACCAUCUCCUUCACAUUGUCCUCUGUCUGAUGUCAGCUGUGCUGGUGUGUGGACCAUUCUUAACAGGAUAAUUUUCAAUUUGAAAUUGUUAUAUGAAACUGAUGAGAGUACUUGGUUUUAUUAUCAUAUAGUUAAGAGUUCACUUCGAUGCAUGGUGGGAGAACUCCCACCGCGCCGCGCAUGUCAUUUUAUUCAUUGGACCCUUGGAGGUUAAGUCAUAAAAAUGCAAUUACGGCGCGGUGAAAGUCUCUCUCACUAUGUUACCAAAGGGACAUUAAAACUUGUGGGAAUUUUUUUUUUUUAAUUUUCGCCAAGGGUGUAUUGUAGAACUUUUGCUUUGCUACAAUUGAUUUACUGCUCUAUUUGUGAUAUUACAAUAUUAGAAUAUGGUGAUGGUACUUGAAGGUUAUAAGUUUCUUGUUUGGAUUCAU